UUCGUUCUUUUAAACCCUGUUUACCCCCAGAAAGCUGGAAGUGUGGACAGACAGGGAGAGAAGAGAGAGAGAAAAAUUCAGACACAAUAAAACUCCGAUGGGGGGAAGAAAUAUGUAGGAGGAGGAGGAGAGGAGGAAGGAGGCAGCAGCCUUGGGGGAGAGAGGAUUGAAAAGUUUCGCCUGGGUUAACUUCUCCUCUUCUUCUCCUUCCCUCGCCUUUCGCAGCCACAGAAAGAGCAGCAGCCCAGAGCACAAGUAUCCCAGCAUCUCUGACGUCUGCAUAAAUCAUUGGCCUUCGUCAUCAUAAGCCCCUGACAAUUUUUGAAUUGAACAAGUAAAGGGGUCAUGGCACGCUUAACGAAAAGGCGUCAGGCAGAUACAAAAGCUAUCCAGCAUCUUUGGGCGGCUAUAGAAAUCAUCCGAAACCAGAAGCAAAUUGCUAACAUUGACCGUAUUACGAAGUAUAUGUCUCGGGUUCAUGGUAUGCACCCCAAAGAGACCACACGCCAGCUUAGUUUAGCAGUGAAGGACGGCCUAGUUGUUGAGACCUUGACAGUGGGAUGUAAGGGAUCUAAAGCUGGUAUUGAGCAAGAAGGAUACUGGCUGCCUGGAGAUGAGAUUGCCUACAGUAUGCAGCCUUUCUCCCGGACAACAGCAAAAAUCAAGGACUGGGAGACAGAAACUCAUGACUGGUAUUGUUUUGAAUGCCAUUUGCCCGGAGAGGUGUUGAUAUGUGACCUGUGUUUUCGUGUAUAUCAUUCCAAGUGUUUAUCUGAUGAGUUCAGGCUUAGAGACAGCAGUAGUCACUGGCAAUGCCCAGUUUGCAGGAGCAUUAAGAAGAAGAACACAAGCAAGCAAGAGAUGAGCACCUAUUUGCGCUUCAUCGUCUCCCGGAUGAAGGAACGAGCUAUUGAUCUAAACAAGAAAGGCAAGGACAACAAACACCCAAUGUACCGUAGGCUGGUGCACACAGCCGUUGAUGUUCCAACUAUACAAGAGAAAGUAAACGAAGGAAAGUACAGGAGCUACGAAGAGUUCAAAGCAGACGCUCAGUUGCUUCUACACAACACAGUGAUUUUUUACGGAGCGGACAGUGAGCAAGCUGAUAUAGCCAGAAUGCUUUACAAAGACACCUGCCACGAGCUGGAUGAACUUCAGCUUUGCAAGAACUGUUUCUAUUUAUCGAACGCGCGUCCCGACAAUUGGUUCUGCUAUCCUUGUAUACCCAAUCAUGAGCUGGUUUGGGCUAAAAUGAAAGGUUUUGGAUUCUGGCCUGCCAAAGUCAUGCAGAAAGAGGACAAUCAGGUGGACGUUCGCUUUUUUGGUCACCACCACCAAAGGGCCUGGAUUCCUUCAGAAAAUAUUCAAGAGAUCACAGUUAAUAUACAUCGGCUGCAUGUAAAACGUAGCAUGGGCUGGAAAAAAGCGUGUGAUGAGCUGGAACUACACCAGCGCUUCCUUCGAGACGGCAGGUUCUGGAAAUCAAAGAACGAGGAUAAAGGGGAGGAGGAGGCAGAAUCCAGCAUCUCCUCCACCAGCAAUGAGCAGCUAAAGGUUACUCAGGAACCAAGGGCAAAGAAAGGAAGACGUAAUCAAAGCGUGGAACCCAAAAAGGAAUUACAGAAUUCUUGUAAUGAUCAGCUGGGACUGAAAGAUUUCAAGGAGAAGCUGGAGCCGGAGCCUGAAACGGAAGCAGUUAGUUCGAGCCAGGAAAUCCCCACAAUGCCUCAACCCAUCGAAAAAGUUUCCGUGUCAACCCAGACAAAGAAGUUAAGUGCCUCUUCUCCAAAAAUGCUGCAUCGGAGCACCCAGACCAAUAAUGACGGAGUAUGUCAAAACAUGUGCCAUGACAAAUACACCAAAAUCUUCAGCGACUUCAAAGAAAGGUUCAAGGCUGAUCAUAAGAGGGAGACGGAGAGGGUGGUGCGAGAAGCUCUUGAGAAGCUGCGUACAGAUAUGGAGGAGGAAAAAAGGCAGGCUGUGAACAAAGCUGUUGCAAACAUGCAGACAGAGUGCGACAGGAAGACAAAGCAGGUGAAGGAGAAGUGCAAAGAGGAGUUUUUAGAAGAGGUUAAGAAGCUAGCCAGCCAGCACAAGCAACUGAUUUCCCAGACCAAGAAGAAGCAGUGGUGCUACAACUGUGAAGAGGAGGCCAUGUAUCACUGCUGCUGGAACACUUCCUAUUGCUCCAUCAAGUGUCAGCAGGAACAUUGGCACGCUGAGCACAAACGCACCUGCCGCAGGAAAAGAUGAGAGCCCCCCUUUCUCUGCAAAGGAGUCACCCCAGUGCAGUGCUAUCCUCUGACGCAGCAGGUUUUUUUGGGUUUCGUUUCAUUUCUAAAGUUUGUUUCCCAAGGGGUCAGAAUUGUUGAUUAGAAUUCGUUCCCCCUCUUCUACUUUCCCCCUCUCUUCUUUUUUCCCUCCCCCCUACCAGCCUUUAAAACACUUUUUUCGUAAAGAACUUUUUGCACAGUUAAAAUUUUCAGUCUUGUGUUUUAACGCUCCUCUCAAAAAUCCUCUUUUUUCCUUUUCCUUUUGUCCGUAAGGCAAUUUGGAGCACACUGCUUCUACUUUUUCUUUUUCUUUUUGUAAUUGUUAACCUAGACAAUUUGUUGGGUUUUCAGCAAAUUUAAAAAAAAUAAAAAUGAAAGCGAAGUUUUUAGGUUUCGUAGAGACGAAGAAAUAUAAUGACAGGAACAUUUUAAAGAGAUCUGAAUGUAAGACAUUUAAAACUGCUUAGAAAGAAAGAAAAAGCAUACUACCUUGAUGUAACAUUUACCUGUUAAUCACACGAGCUGGUUUUGUUCAGCUUAAUUUACUGUUUAAAGGCAUUAUCUGUUGGUUUGUGCCAGUGGGUAUAUGACUGAAUUUUGGGAACAGGGUUGACACAGCAGGUACUAGUCCUGCAUAUUUUUUCUUAAAACGAUUUCCCCCCAGUUUUGUUUUGUUUCACUAUUAUUAUUAUUUUUUCAAUAUAUAGCUUUUAUAACAAAAAAAAAUAUUAGCUUUGAUCUUAUUGCUUAAAAAAAAAUCACAGGGGACUAGGGUAGCCUUUUUGCUGAGCUGGAUCUUAGAAAAAUAAUAAUAUUUAAAUUUUAAAUUUUUGCACAUUUCAUCCUCCUUCCAACAUGAAUGCUUGUAAAAAGGAAGCCAAAAAAGAAAAGAUUUGGGGGGAAAGACACCCAAUUUUGCAUCGUUAGUCACAUAUGGAGCUAAAAGGAGGAAGCAUAAGUAGAAAACUGGCUUAAUAAUUUGUCCCCUUACAAUCCCCCAUUCUGCACAGUUCCCCACCAUAUGGAAUGUUAUUUGACUGCCCGUUAAUCUACAAUUACUAACUCAACAGUAAAUUAAUUAAAGUUGGGGGAUGGGGGAAGCACUUAAGUUUCACAGAAGCAGUUAUGUCUGUAAUAAUUGGUUAUUGCCAUCUCUAUACUUAGAAUGAAGAAUAAUGCAUGUUACUUUUCCUGUAUUAAAAGAUGCUGUGAUUUGUAAAAAGUUUGUCUUUUGCGGAAUGUCUGGAUUAAGAAGCGUUACCAAUAGGAAUGGAUCGAUAGUUGAAAACUGAUUUCCCUCCUUUCUUUUUGUUUUGUUUUAUGUAUAGGUAUAUAUAUAUACACACAUAUAUAUACAUAUAUAUAUAUAUAUAUAUAAAUUGCAUCCAUGUUCAGAGACAAUUUUUAAUAAUAGGUGUAAAGUUUAUUUAACCAACUUUUUUUUCCAAAGCUUCUCACCAUUUUAGGGGUUCUUUCAAAAAGGUGGUCUUAGACUUGACUAAUGCCCACUAAACCCAUAGCAUUCUUCUUUUUUUACCCCCUUCAAGGUAGAAAAAUAAUUUGUAAAUAUUUAUUUUGCUCUUGGAUAUUUAUUGAAAGCGGUAACACAAUGGAAAUGGAAGAACGGGAGGAAAAAGCUCUCUUAGUUUUCUCUAGGUAUUGUCAGGGCCAGUAGGUAGAUGAAGCUCAUGCAAAGUCGUCUGUGAUCUUCACUGCAACUGAAAAUCAUAAGAGAUAAAGCGGUGACAGGAAUAGAUACUACCAGAUAAUUUCCAAGUUGCUGUUACCACCACUGAAAUCAGAUAUGGUAGUAAGGUGGGCGUAUUUCCCCCCUGAUUCAGAGAUAUUUGCACAUGCAAAUAGUACGCACGUACGAUCUUUUACAGGCAAAAACUGCCUCAUUCAUAUAUGCAGAGGAGGAGGAGUUCUUGUCAGUCUGAUUCCUUUGCCCAGAUGAAUGGGGAAAUCGUGGAGGUCCAGGAAUACCUUAAAAGCAUCAGGGCCUCUGCAUUCAUAAAAGGUUGCUAUAGGUUUGUGUGAGCACCUGUACCAGCUUUAUCUUAGUGACCUCACAUCCUUUAGGAAAUGAGCUUUCGUUGCUCUGCGUUGCAACUAUAAAGGAAGUUUCACCACUAUUUUGAGUGCAACUCAGAAGCGCCCUUUGAUUAUUUUACGAUUUUUCCAUGGGGAAAAAAAACAACCACAAAAUAAACUUCGGUCCAGCCCUAUAAAAAGCAAGUUUUUGUGUGAAAACUCUUCUUUUUUCCCCCCUCUCUUUUUUUUCUUUUGGUGUAAAAUCAUUCCAAGAUAUGUAAUAUUUAACUGAUAGCUGCAUGAAAGUACGAUUCGUGUUAUUUUUGGGGUUUUCUUUUUCUCCCUUUUUGUCUCUGUUGACACGGUUGCACAUUUUCAAGUUACUACAGUGUGAAAACUGUGUUUCCUUUUUUUAUAUAAAAAAAAAAUCAGAAAAAGAACAAAAAAAAUUGUGGCCUGGUUUUUGUAUAAGUUUUAGGGGGGGAAAUAUAAUUGUUUUAGGAAUCUUGAUUUGAAAUAAAAAUAAAAAUAUUUCCCCCCUGCAAAUCAUAAAGCUAUAUUAAAGUGUUGAGCUUAGCCACUAUGCACAUUGUAAUUUACUCAUUGUGGCUGUCCAGUUCUAUGCUGCAUUCUGGCAUUUUGUAAGCUGCUCUGACUAGCAAUAUAUAGAGUCAUUAAAUGUGUUAACAUUGGUUAAUAAAUGUAUUUGAAAAGGCAA
Molecule: messenger RNA, 5025 nt
Organism: Podarcis muralis (Common wall lizard)
Lineage: Eukaryota; Metazoa; Chordata; Lepidosauria; Squamata; Lacertidae
Gene: ZMYND11
Product: zinc finger MYND-type containing 11
Biological process (GO): regulation of signal transduction; regulation of transcription elongation by RNA polymerase II
Cellular component (GO): nucleus
Molecular function (GO): transcription corepressor activity; DNA binding
Source: RefSeq, a predicted model, not a curated record